UCAAAUUGAUGUUACAAAAUGGUCUGAAUUAGAUUUUUGCUCAAUCGAAAAUUCUUCUUUAUUCCUAUUGGUUGUGUUAUAAGGAGUACACCGAGUUCGAAGUUAAAUACGGUCAGAAUGAACUAUUUAAUGUUUCCAUUACUGGCGGCAAUGGUAAGUGCCAGGUAUCAGCAGGAAUUUCUCAGACCAUUUAAAACUCUUCCCGGUAACUCCCUGGUGAAUUUGGGGAAAAUUGACAUAUCAUUCUAUAUUAAUCCCCGCCAUCAAGAUGUACCAACAAAAUCCGAGGAAUUUAGCCAUGGGCCUUUGCUCUCCACAGUAGAAGGACCUUGUCCCUGUUCUAAUUUCAAGAUGGUUAAAGACACAGUAAAAAAACCUUCAGACAUACUAGGAAAAAUCCUUUCUGGAAAUGAUUUGUUUAAGUAUAAAGAACCAAUGUCUUCAAUGUUUUGUUGUGAUUCUCACGAGAAUGUACGUGAAGAAAUCAUAUUAGAGUUCGGUCCGAAAAAAACUCAAACAGUUGAGAACGCACAGAAUUCUUUCCCACUACUACCAUUCAUUUUCGAUAAUUUUCAACGACCAAAAUUACCAUUGAUGUCACCAAAGACUAGUGCUGUGGAAAUACUAUUCUAUCCGAAAAACUCAGCAGUAUCCAAUGAUUUUGAUAACGUUUUCGCACAGCGGAACAUUAAGAAGUUGAAUCCUGUCAAAAAAGACACUAUUAAGAUCGUAGGUGAUAAAGAAAUUAAGAAUGAUAUUAAAUCCGGUCAAUUCAUACCCCCAAUACCAUCUUCGGUCAAAAAAGAUUUAACCGGUCAAUUUUCAACCAUUGGAAUAAAAGAAGAAACAACCAACCCUAAUAAUAAGUCUAACAACAUUUAAUUUUCAUCAUACUUGGGAAUAAGUAUUUAUGUGUGAUCUUUUGUGAUGUCAUAUAUUAAAUAAAGGAGGUAGAAAAUUCGUAAUGAA
Molecule: messenger RNA, 969 nt
Organism: Danaus plexippus (monarch butterfly)
Lineage: Eukaryota; Metazoa; Arthropoda; Insecta; Lepidoptera; Nymphalidae
Exons: 3
Coding region: 118-882 (254 amino acids)
Source: RefSeq, a predicted model, not a curated record